AUGCUUAUACUCGCAUCGUACUUUGGAUUGUUUGCAGUCCUCACAGGCGCCCCGCCCGACUUCUGUGGCAAUUCACCGGCCGAGGCCAUGGCGGCCCGUUGCUUGUUUGAGGCCAAUAAUUUCGCCUGGCAUCAUCCGUUCUGCUUCAAUGCGGACCAAGAGGGAGAUUGGCGCCAUGGCCCCUGGUCGAGCGAUUUGGAGUUCUGGAGGGAGCAUGACAGUGACUGGGACGGGGUCGGCCGCAUCUCCAACGAAGAGGCCUUCGCCGGCCAGAUCCAAAUGGUUUGGAUCAAUACGCUGCAACAUCGCCGCCACUGCCUGCAUAUCUGA
This is a messenger RNA of Pseudomassariella vexata, 330 nucleotides long. RefSeq lists its product as uncharacterized. The record is from RefSeq and is a predicted model, not a curated record. The coding region runs from base 1 to 330 and encodes 109 amino acids. Lineage: Eukaryota; Fungi; Ascomycota; Sordariomycetes; Amphisphaeriales; Pseudomassariaceae. The transcript is spliced from 2 exons.